CGUCCUGACGGUGACAAAACACGUGAGCAAGAAUUUCGGACACGGUAUAAUCUUCCACGAGUUUCCGGUCUUAUGCGACCGUUUCCUGAUCAAACUUCUGGCUCUUUCAUGGCUGACUUGAGCCUGAGUGAUGUGAAUUCGGAAGGAAUAAGGCAACAGAUCAUUUCAAGCUGUAAGUGUCGAUCCUAUGGGGUGAUCGCAAAUGAAGUGCAUUUUGCAGAUCUCAUACCGGGGACCGGUGAGCCAGGAUCCACGCAGGCAAUGGCUGGCACAUUGAAUCAGCACGUACCAACCGACAAUAUGUUCACAACAAGCCAGGAUAUCGAUAAAAAGUUUGAAGUAUUCCCGGAAGUACAUAUGAAAAGUGAACCAAUUUAUAAAACUGCUGCAGAAUAUGAAAGGUAAUU
Gongylonema pulchrum is the source of this 407-nucleotide messenger RNA. NCBI's taxonomy places the organism in Eukaryota, Metazoa, Nematoda, Chromadorea, Rhabditida, Gongylonematidae. The record is from the annotation of a GenBank genome assembly.